AGCCAGGGGAUUACGCAGAUCCCCAGAGCCGACCUGGCCGACAGUCCUCCCGAUCAUCAACCCUUCGCCCCCGACCACCCCGAACUCCCUUUCCCCUUUGAUUCCACCGCUGUUUCCUUCUCGAACCCCGACCCAGCUAACCCUAGCUCGCACCCGACGAACCCUCGCCGUCGUCGUCUCUCAAGCACCAGCUCCGAGGAAUCUCUCGUCACCCGGACGGCGGGCACCGGCAUCUACGCUGAAGACGCCGGGCCACGUGAAGCCGCAUCUCAAACCCAUCCCAGCUCCCAACCGGGUCGAUUGGACGGCCGCUCCCCAUCUCGCAAGCGCAGGCGCCUGGCAACGAUGCGUGCGGAUACUCCGUCGACCACAAAUGGCUAUUCGCAGGCCUCCAACGGGUCUACGCUCCGCAAAAACAACUUGAACGGCCAGUUAACGGCGCCAGCUAAUGGCGAGACGCAUUCGAACGGCACUGGCAAGUCAUUGUUGGCGAAUUCCUCGUAUUACGGGCAUAACCGGGAGGAGGUGACGCGGAUCUUGAUCCAGAGCCUCUACGAGCUGGGCUACAACGACGCCGCCUCCACGCUGAGCGCAGAGAGCGGGUACGAACUAGAAACUUCGGGAGUGGCGACAUUCCGUAACGCGGUGCUAGGUGGACGGUGGUCGGAAGCCGAAAAGAUUCUGAUUCAGUCUUUCCGGAACUCGGGGUCCAAUAAUGGCCAAAAGUCGGCCCCGGAGGAGACCCUCGUAUUGGCUGAGGAGGCCGAUAGGAGCGAAAUGCUAUUUUACCUGCGCCAGCAGAAGUUCUUGGAACUUCUCGAGGCGCGGGAUUUGGCCUCGGCCCUUCUCGUCCUCCGUCAGGAACUGACACCGUUAAAUUACGAUGUGGAUAGGCUCCAUGCACUCUCCAGUCCACCUCUAUCGCCGCACAGUCUUCUCAUGUGCCCCAUGGAAUUGCUCCAUGACCAAGCAGGCUGGGAUGGUCCGGUCAGCUUGUCUCGAGAACGGCUCUUGGCCGACCUGUCAAAAUCAAUAUCUCCCUCGGUCAUGAUCCCCCAGCAUCGGCUCGCGAUCUUGUUGAAUCAGGUAAAGCGGAAUCAGAUCCACGAUUGUUUAUAUCAUAAUACCGCCUAUCCGCCAUCCCUUUACUCAGAUCACAUGUGUGACCGAAAUGACUUUCCGUUGGAAGUUACUGGUGACCUCACACACCAUGCUGAUGAAGUUUGGCACUGCGGGUUUUCUCAUGAUGGCACCAAGCUGGUUACUGCGGGUCAGGAUCGCUCGGUGUUGAUUUACGACACGAAUGAUUUCAGCGUGCUCCAUAAGCUAACCGGGCACUCACUGGGUGUUGCUUUUGCCAGCUGGAGUCCGGAUGACUCGAAACUCAUUACGUGUUCGCAAGAUCAUACAGCGCGUGUCUGGAACGUCGAGACGGGCCGCUGUCUUCUUACUAUCGACCACCACAGCUACCCAGUUACUUCUGCUGGUUGGGCUCCUGAUGGAGAGUCAUUUAUAACGUCAUCUUUCGACGCAAAUACUGGCCUUUGUCUAUGGAGCAUGCGUGGAACAUCGUUGCACACAUGGAAGGGCGGUUUCCGUGUUUACGAUUGUGCAGUCAGCCCUGACGGGCGGCGACUAGUCGCCGCCGACACAGAUUCCAAGCUCCACGUAUUUGAUUUCCAGACUCGUGAGGAAGAUUACUGCCUCUCGCUGCCGAGUAAACCGACCUCGGUUGCUAUCAGCAAGGAUUCCAAGUUUGUCCUGGUGAAUUUGGCGGAGGGUGAAAUCCAGUUGAUUGACCUGGAUACAACUACUGUUGCACGACGGUUCCGAGGGCACAAACAGGGUGGUUAUGUUAUCCGGAGCAUUUUUGGUGGAGCAGGAGAGAACUUUGUUGUCAGUGGUAGCGAGGACUCUCGAAUCUAUAUUUGGCACAAGGAGAAUGGUACUCUUGUUGAAACCUUGGAAGGCCAUAUGAAGGGUUGCGUGAAUUCAAUAUCAUGGAACCCAGAAAUUCCAACCAUGUUCGCCUCUGCAGGUGAUGAUAAAGCAGUUCGCAUCUGGACACCCGGCCAAGACCGAUCUCGCUCAGCAGUGGAACAGAAUCAACGGCGUGGGGUAUCGCCUAAUGGCUAUCCGCGUACCAGUGCACUAAGAACAACUUCUGCAUUCUGA
Penicillium macrosclerotiorum is the source of this 2175-nucleotide messenger RNA. Its product is annotated as WD40 repeat domain-containing protein. The record is from RefSeq and is a predicted model, not a curated record. The transcript is spliced from 6 exons. Gene Ontology annotation, cellular component: GID complex. NCBI's taxonomy places the organism in Eukaryota, Fungi, Ascomycota, Eurotiomycetes, Eurotiales, Aspergillaceae. Gene Ontology annotation, molecular function: protein binding. Gene Ontology annotation, biological process: proteasome-mediated ubiquitin-dependent protein catabolic process. The annotation marks the transcript as partial.